Messenger RNA from Trachemys scripta elegans, 2395 nucleotides. RefSeq names its product tRNA methyltransferase 9B (putative) (gene TRMT9B). Gene Ontology annotation, cellular component: cytoplasm; nucleus. The transcript has 5 exons. The coding region runs from base 647 to 2083 and encodes 478 amino acids. Lineage: Eukaryota; Metazoa; Chordata; Testudines; Emydidae. Gene Ontology annotation, molecular function: S-adenosylmethionine-dependent methyltransferase activity; tRNA binding. Gene Ontology annotation, biological process: tRNA wobble uridine modification. The record is from RefSeq and is a predicted model, not a curated record.
UGCUGUAGAGGAUGGAAACUACUUCAAGCCAGGGGGUGUGGCAGCACCCCCAACACCCCUACUUCCAGCUCCUAUGCUCUUGAGCAGCUUCACUUUCACCUAAUAGUUUUGUAAUUCACUGUGUAAGAAACAAAACUAAACCUCAUCCUGCAUGGGAAUUAAAUUGAGAUAUCUUAGUUAAAGUGAAAUUUUGUGCUUAUUAAUUAAAACUAUAGUUUUUAUCACCCACUGGCUUAAGUUCAUGUUGACUUUGGUAUUAUGUGAAACAGCUGAUUUAACCUUCAAAUGAGCUAAUGAAUUGUAUUGUUGGCAUAAACUGUCAGUUCUUCAGGGUGUUUGAAUUUAAUUUGACCAGUUGAAAACAUUUCAUUUUUGUUUGAGAACUUCAGGAAUAGAAGAAAAGGCUUCAAGAAGGGAGAUAAGGACAUUUAGAAACACUGAACACAAUGUAACCGAGCCUCAAAUAUAAAACAGAGAGCAAGGAGCAUAUUGAAGGACAAAGGAAAAUGAUUAAAAGCUUUUGGAGCUUGACUUAUGAAUGGAGAAGGAAGACUUCAGGCAAUGGGAAAGUAAAAUAAAAUAGAUCUUUGAGCUAAAGGAAAAGAAAGCAGUAGACUGAAAAGAAGGCCUCAGGAGAUAAAGAAGGAUGGCCUGGUGGAUACUUGGAUUGGAGAACAUCAAGAAAAAUCAAGGGUACUGCAAAAAAGUAAUGGUGAUGAUUCAGUGGAGGAUGGAACAUGAGGCUACUCAGCUGGAAAAUCAGCAUGUACAUAGUGUGUAUGAAAGCACAGCCUCCUAUUUUAAUGACCUGCAAAGCAAAGCAUGGCCUCGUGUUCGUCAGUUUCUGUUGGAGCAAAAGCCUGGCAGUCUCAUUGCUGAUAUAGGAUGUGGGACUGGAAAGUAUCUCAAUAUCAACAGUCAGGUGUUUAAUCUGGGCUGUGAUUACUGUGAACCUUUGAUAAAUAUUGCAAGGAAGAAAGGCUGUGAAGUCUCGGUAUGUGACAACCUUAAUCUUCCCCUUAGGGAUCAGUGCUUCAAUGCAAUCAUCUCCAUCGGAGUGAUUCACCAUUUCUCAACUAAACAAAGAAGAAUCAAAGCAAUAAAAGAAAUGGCAAGGGUGUUGGUACCUGGAGGUCAGAUCAUGAUUUAUGUUUGGGCCAUGGAACAAAAAAAUCGUCGCUUUGAAAAACAAGACGUAUUUGUUCCAUGGAAUAGAGACUUGUGCUCCCGGCUUCUUUCAGAAUCAAAUCAGUCUGGACAUAAGAGUGAUCUUGAACAUACUGUAAAAAAACACCCACAGCAACUAGUAGGCUCUGAAUGCAGCUACCCAAUUAAUCUUAAACAGGAACUUGAUACAAAAAGUUCCCACAGUACAGACCAUUGCUUAGCCAAAACCUGCUGCAUGAAAAUGUCUGAAGAAGAAGAAAAUCGAUUCUAUAGUGCUCUAGGGAAAUCAUUUCGUUCAUGGUUUUUCUCCAGAUCCCUUGAUGAAUCAACCUUAAGAAAGAAAACUGAGAAGAUGAAAUCUCUGAAGAAUGUAGGAGGAUGGGCAAACAGUACCAUAUCUAUUCAACCAUCAAGACACUGCAGUUUAGACUUAGGUCACUGUGGGCCAUUGUUAAAAGAGCAAAGUUUAGAUGAUGAUGAAGUGUUUCUAGAAAAUGCAUCUGUCAAAAAACCACAAUGGAUGACAGCCUCAGGUGUAAUAAGGGAUUUAAAUGGAGAACACCAUGGAGUAGUUCAGAGCAAGAAUGAAGAAACAUCUUUUCUGAGUGGUCCUGUGGAAGACAGGGACAACAACUGUACUUAUAGUAGAGAUGAAGAUGGUAAGUCUACUGCUAGCAAACUCUUUCAAAGAACUUCAACAACUGACUCCACUGAUUCUAUUUUGGAUGAAGCAAUGGCUGUUGAGGACCAGGUUGUUGACAUAUUGGAUACAAAAGCCUUCAUGCGUUAUUAUCAUGUUUUUCGGGAAGGAGAGCUAUGCUGUCUACUGGAAGAGAAUGUGCCUGAGCUUCAUAUUAUUAGUUCUUGCUAUGAUCAUGGAAACUGGUGCAUUAUUGCAGAGAAAAUAGCAAAAUAACUGCAAACUGAACAAAUAAAACAAAACUUUGAAAAUUGAAAACUUUGAACACUGCUCCUUGAAGGUGUUCUGUGGUGGUGUUGUAAUUGUGCAAUAUAAAAUGGAAUUUGAGUCUCCUGUAGUUGUGUUCCAUCCAUUUCUGAUUUUACUUUGUAUUUAUCUAUAAAUACUGUAUAUAAGAAUGUAAGAGGCAAACAACAAUACUUAUGUUUUGUCAAAGAUAGGCUUUUAAGAGUUUUACAUUGCUUUUAGCAAAUGAUUCAGUUUUUAAAUGUACUUCUGUAUUGAAAAAUAAACAAAACAUUUUUAUAA